CACCCACACCAUACAGUCGCAGAAAAAAGAGACUUCUGGGUUCAAAUCAAAACUCACUCAAAUUCGAUCACAACACUUUCUUUUUUUCUUUAAGCAAAAAUGCAAAAUGUGUUCGAACGCCGAGUUGCAGGCUUUUCCACAGCCGUCUUUUACCAUUAUUACCACUAUCAUUAUUACCAUGCACAAAGGUUGGUGUCUUGAUCAGACCACAUAUACCAAAUCUCUCUCUAUCUCCACGCACAUUCUGUGAUAAUAAUCAAUCUUUUUUAUCCCCAUUAUCACUCCUUAAUUCCCCAUUAAUCCUCCACCUGCAUUCUACAAACCCCAUCUGCCAUGAAUGCUCCUUUUACAGUUUCCUUUGUUUUUCUUUGCCUUUUUCUCUUCUGGGUCUUAAUUAUCCUUGUCAGAUUAUGUAAUUACUGCCUCUGCCACAAUAACUUUUCGUAUGCUAUAGCAUUCACACCUAACAUUUACUUGCUCGCUUCUUCUUUGUCUCUUACUAUUUGCUACUAGUGGUUGCUUUAUUACUUCUUCUAGUACUCCUUGCUUGCUCUCAUUUUCAUCUCUCUUUCUUUUCAGUUUUAUUUUUUUCUUCUGGUCUUGUCUUCAAGAGAAUAAAAAUGGCUGAAACUUGUAGAGUGUUAGCUGCUGCUGCUUCUAAGUCGCGUUGUUCUACCUCUGUUCCGUCGUUGCCGCCUCCUUUUCCAAAGUCUCCGCCGGAGUACCCGGAUUUGUAUGGCAAGCGAAAGGAAAUUGUUAAAGUACAGAUGCUUGAUAGAGAAAUCGGUUUUCUUGAGGAGGAACUAAAAUCUGUUGACAGCCUCCAGCCUGCAUCCAGAUGCUGCAAAGAGUAUGUUGGCUUUUGCAUUUGCCUUUGCUUUGCAAAGCUUCUAAUCCAUCAAAACAUUGUGGUCACUGACUAUGUUGUUGCAAAUCCAGAUCCCUUAAUACCAACAAACCGAAAGAAUCGAAGGUCUUGUCGAUUCUGGAAGUGGCUAUGUGGAAUACCAUGUUUUAAUUUCUCAUGGAUUUGUUGUUGCUGCUAUACGGGAUGCUCGUUCCACAUACACUUGCCUCGCUGCUGUGACUGCAACUGUGAUUGUGACCCAUGUGGCCUUUGUAACUGCUGUUCAUGUACUCGUUGUCCAGCACCCAAGUGUCACUGUUGCUCUUGCAGUAGCUGUUUCCCUUGCCAUUGCCAUUGCCCUUGCUCUUGCUCCUGCCCUAAAUCCAGUUGUUGUAGAAACAUUUCAUGCUGCAGUAACUGCUGCACAUGUCGAUUUCCUUCAUGCCCAGAUUGCUCUUGCUGCAGAUUUUCAUGCCCAGAUUGCUCUUGUUGCAGAUGUUCAUGCCCAGAUUGCAGCAACUGCAGUUGCUGCACAUGGUUCUGCUGUUGUCCUAGGUGGAGCUGCUCGGCUCCUAGAUGUCCCAAAGGCCCCAAGUGUCCAGAGGUACGUCUUUGUUCCAAUUGUACAAAAAACUGUUGUAAUCCAUGUUGUCUAUUCUUUUAGCACAUUAAUAUGCAGUAUGAGCAAAGCUUUUUCUCCAUUAAUACAGUUCAAUUUC
This is a messenger RNA of Manihot esculenta (cassava), 1566 nucleotides long. Its product is annotated as guanine nucleotide-binding protein subunit gamma 3. Lineage: Eukaryota; Viridiplantae; Streptophyta; Magnoliopsida; Malpighiales; Euphorbiaceae. The coding region runs from base 621 to 1511 and encodes 296 amino acids. The record is from RefSeq and is a predicted model, not a curated record. The transcript is spliced from 5 exons.